UGGUGACUGGACAGAGGGAGGGAGUAUAAAAGGUCAGCUUUGGGGGGGAGUCAGGCCAAGAAGAAUUUUGCUGUAAUCAGACGGGAUAUAUUACUACUUUGCAGAUCUAGAUUUCUCCAUCUCCUCAGGUCAUGGCUGACUUUGAUGCAGUUCUGAAGUGUUGGGGUCCAGUGGAGGCGGACUACACCACCAUUGGAGGCCUGGUUCUGACCCGUUUAUUCAAAGAGCACCCUGAGACCCAGAAGCUGUUCCCCAAAUUCGCUGGCAUCGCCCAGGCUGACAUAGCCGGUAACGCAGCUGUUUCUGCUCAUGGUGCCACUGUGCUGAAGAAACUUGGAGAGCUGCUGAAGGCCAAAGGCAGUCACGCUGCCAUCCUAAAACCACUGGCAAACAGCCAUGCCACUAAGCACAAGAUUCCCAUUAAUAACUUCAAGCUGAUUUCUGAGGUCCUUGUGAAGGUCAUGCAUGAGAAGGCAGGACUCGAUGCCGGUGGGCAGACAGCCCUGAGGAACGUGAUGGGUAUCAUCAUCGCCGACCUUGAGGCCAACUACAAAGAGCUGGGCUUCUCUGGCUGAGGUCACACAUGUCAUACCGCCGGGUCGGACAGCAGACAGGAAUGUUUUCCACCAGCAAGUGCACAUUUUAAAAGUUAGUUUGUAUAGGGUUUUUUUUUCUGUUAUUGUGUCCACUCCUGUAACUGCUCAGUAAUAAACAUAAUUCAUGUUUCAGUGUAAUGAAGAAUUCUUGGCUAACAGGAUGUAAACUUCAACAAACUGUACCCUGUUGUCACCUAUUACCAAUAAAACUCUUGUUGCUUUA
Messenger RNA from Thunnus maccoyii (southern bluefin tuna), 819 nucleotides. It is a transcript of the gene mb, whose product is annotated as myoglobin. Gene Ontology annotation, molecular function: oxygen binding; heme binding. Gene Ontology annotation, biological process: oxygen transport. The record is from RefSeq and is a predicted model, not a curated record. Gene Ontology annotation, cellular component: extracellular exosome. Lineage: Eukaryota; Metazoa; Chordata; Actinopteri; Scombriformes; Scombridae. The transcript has 4 exons. The coding region runs from base 132 to 575 and encodes 147 amino acids.